AUGCCUUCGAGAGCGGUCAAUCGUCCCGUCAAUUCGAAGCUGAAGGAGCAGGAUAUCAACUCUAAACUGCAACUGUUCGGGAUAUAUCAGGGUUUCAAACAUGGCAAAUUACCAUCGAACAAACAAUGCGAUAUCGCGUUGAACAGCGCACUAGCAUCCAAGGCGCUCUCGUCGCCCUCCAAAGAGCUCUCUGAAGAGGGCCAAGCCCUCGUUCAGGAUGUCCGGAAUGUCAUCGAGGAAGCCAAGAAGCUGCUGCUGAGCAAGAAUGACGGCCAAUUGCUGCAGGAGUUCAUCUGGUCCGCCAACACCAUGUCCAAAGACGAGGUUGACGGAAGAGCCAACGUCGGCAUGACCAAGGAUGGCGCCAAACAGGACGGUCAAAAGGGCCUCGAGGGCUUAAAAACCCUGGGGACUCUCUUGGUCACAAACGGCCAGUUCCGCAAACUCCUCAACGACGCGAUGAUUAUCGCCCGGGAUAUCGCGGGCGAUGUAUCGCAAAAGGCCGCCAACAGGGUGCGCCCGUCGGAGGACCAGCUGUCUCAGGUUGACGAGCCGGCCGAGGAGAACACCUGGCACGAGGCCCCUGAUUUCAACAAGCACAAGGACCAAAUGAGGUCAAAGUUUAAGAAGAGCAAGGAAUCGCAAGCAUCCGAGGUGGCGGAUUCCGGGGUGAACGAGGCUACCGGCGGCCAGGACCCUUCUUCCACCGCCGACAUCGAUGGUCGAGCGGGUGCCCGCGAAGGGGCCGAGAAGUCCAAGCGCAAGCUUUCGGACAACAUCUCCGAAUCGACCAAGUCCCGCGCACGCGAAAUGUCCGAGAAGACCAAGGGAUACCUGCAGGAGAAGAUCCCCCAGGAGCGCCGCGACCAGACCAUCUGGCGUCUGAAGCGUGUGGUGCUGGAGAUUCAGGGCCACGCCGACUACCAGCAGGCCAUCGAGACCAUCCUGAGCCUGGUCGAGAAGUACGGCAGUACCUCACGACAUGCCUCCAAGCAGGGCGCUGGCAUGGUUCAAGGCGUCCGUGGUAACAGUAAGGUUCAAACUAUGGAAACCAACCUCCGUGUCUUGGUCGAACGAUUUGCCAACAGCACCUCCCUGGAUGACCUGUUCGACUCCUUGGAGACCAUUUACCGUGAUGCGGAUAAGGAUGCGGAGCUCAAGGGAUGGUUCAAAAACAUGGACCAUUUUAUCAGGAAAUGCCUGCAGGAGCAGGGCUACAUCGUCGAGGAGGACUGUAACCGGGAAUGGGAUCAGUUGGCGGAUCACGGCAAGUACCUGCUGCGUGAGCGGUACCGCAGCCACACAGACCGUGUCUUGGACGAGUUCAAGUUCGUUGGAGACCAGUUCAGCAAGGAUCCUCAGAACAAAGCCUUUAGCGACUCGAUGGAGAAGCUAUUCAAUGACCUGGGCCGGGAUCCUCAGGGCAAUGUCGCCUUCAAGAAGCACCUGCUGACGGAUGUCGGAAACGUGAUCCUCCCGGGUCUGUUUGAGAACAUCCGCUAUGUGCCCGUCCCCCGUAUCGAGGUGAUGGACCAGAUGGCGGAUAUCGUGGUGGAGAAUCUGGUGAUCGAGAGCGACAACCUGAUGCCGAACGUGGUCGAGUUCGGCAGCGACAACUACUUCCGCUGGGGCCGCAAGAAGAUCAGCAGCAAGCGCGACAACAAGAUCAUGAUCUCGGUGUCGGGCAUCCAGGCGGACCUCCGCGACGUCAGCUACUACAUCCACAAGAAGGAGGGCUUCCCUGCGGUCACGGAUAUGGGUGUCAUGGACAUCCUGCUGGGCGGCGAGGGCUUCGGCUUCAAGAUCGCGGCCUCGACGGCGCACAAGGCCGACCAGCAGAAUUUCGUCAAGCUGGACAAGGUGACAGUCAAGAUCGACCACCUGGACAUCAAGCUGCGGAAGUCCAAGCACAAAUUGCUGUUCACCCUCUUCCGACCCAUGCUGCACAACGUGGUGCGCCCCGUCCUGCAGAAGGUACUCGAAGAGCAGGUGCGGAACGCCUUCCAACGCGGCGACGCCUUCGCGCGCGAGAUCCAAUCCGAAGUCAAGCGCGCUGAGGCCGCGUCCCUGGAAACCGCCCAGGAGGAUCCCUCGCAACUCCCCAACAUCUACUCGCGGUACCUGGACGCCUUCCGUACCAAGAUGGAGAGCAAGAAGCAGGCGACCCAGGAGGGCCCCAAGCGCGACACCAAGGUGCAGACUGUGUUCACGCUCCACGAAUCCAUGUUCCCGGAUAUCCAGCUGCCCGGCGGCAUCUCCACCAAGGCCACCGAGUACACCGAGCUGGCCAAGAAGGGCGAUCGCUGGGAGUCCCCCAUCUUCAGCAUCGGCUCCGCCGGCGAGUCCCAUGACAUCCCCACGCCGGCCACCCCCACCCGCCGGGGCCACCGCACCGCGGACGCGGGCCACACGAACGGCUCUACCAGCGCUGGUCCCCAGAGAGCUACCAACGGCGGUAUCACUAACGGCGGCGCCACCAACGGCAGCGCUAAGCGUGCCACCAACGGAGCCACCAACGGUGCUACCUACGGUGCUACCAACGGCGCCACCAACGGCAGGGCCAAGGCCCACGACAACGGCACCACAACCACAAUGGCGCACGAGGGGCCGACCAUCCCCGGAUCGAAGACCGCGUUCAAUCCCCAAACUGCAUAA
Molecule: messenger RNA, 2655 nt
Organism: Aspergillus campestris IBT 28561
Lineage: Eukaryota; Fungi; Ascomycota; Eurotiomycetes; Eurotiales; Aspergillaceae
Exons: 10
Coding region: 1-2655 (884 amino acids)
Source: RefSeq, a predicted model, not a curated record